Molecule: messenger RNA, 941 nt
Organism: Galeopterus variegatus (Sunda flying lemur)
Lineage: Eukaryota; Metazoa; Chordata; Mammalia; Dermoptera; Cynocephalidae
Product: tryptase alpha/beta-1-like
Exons: 5
Coding region: 1-828 (275 amino acids)
Biological process (GO): proteolysis
Molecular function (GO): serine-type endopeptidase activity
Source: RefSeq, a predicted model, not a curated record
AUGCUGACCCUGCUGGUGUUGGCACUGCCCAUCCUGGGGAGCCUCGUCCACAUGGCCCCCGCCCCAGGCCCAGCCCUGGAGCGAGCAGGCAUCGUGGGUGGGCAGGAGGCUCCUGGGAGCAAGUGGCCCUGGCAGGUGAGCCUGAGACUCAGUAUCAAGUACUGGAUGCACAUCUGCGGGGGUUCCCUCAUCCACCGCCAGUGGGUGCUGACCGCAGCGCACUGCGUGGGACCGGCCCUCAUAAACCCCGAAUUGUUCCGGGUGCAGCUGCGUGAACAGCACCUCUACUACGGCGACGAGCUGCUGCCCAUCAGCAGGGUCAUCCCCCACCCCGACUACUACAUGGCCCAGGACGGGGCGGACAUUGCCCUGCUGGAGCUCGAGGACCCCGUGAACAUCUCCAGCCACAUCCAAACGGUGGCUCUGCCCCCUGCCUCGCAGACCUUCCCUGCAGGGAUGCGUUGCUGGGUGACAGGUUGGGGUGAUGUGGACAAUGAUGAACCCCUCCCACCGCCGUUUCCCCUGAAGCAGGUGAAGGUCCCCAUUGUGGAAAACCACGUUUGUGAUGCAAAAUACCACACUGGCCUCUCCACGGGGGACAACAUACACAUUGUCCGUGACGACAUGCUGUGUGCUGGGAACAGCCGGAGAGACUCCUGCCAGGGCGACUCCGGAGGGCCCCUGGUCUGCAGGGUGAACGGCACCUGGCUGCAGGCGGGCGUGGUCAGUUGGGGCGAGGGCUGCGCUCAGCCCAACCGGCCUGGCGUGUACACCCGCGUCACCCACUACUUGGAUUGGAUCCACCGCUAUGUCCCCAAGGAGCCCUGAACCGGGUUUGCAGUCACUGGAGAAGCCAAGCCCCUCCUGUUGCUAACACUGCUGCUUCUGCCUAGGUGGCAUCUCCCCACUUCUCCGUCCCCUGCCCUGAGCCCCCUCCCGUC